Culex pipiens pallens (northern house mosquito) is the source of this 459-nucleotide messenger RNA. RefSeq lists its product as uncharacterized. Bases 134 to 307 code for a protein of 57 amino acids. The transcript has a single exon. The record is from RefSeq and is a predicted model, not a curated record. Lineage: Eukaryota; Metazoa; Arthropoda; Insecta; Diptera; Culicidae.
CAUCGUAGCGCUGCAAGAGGUUGGCUGGAUAGGCGCGGAGGAGGUACAAGCGUACACAAGGAUUGGCUGUACAAUCUACCAGAGCCGCGGCGAGAAAAAGAGGCUGGGGACAGCCUUUAUAGUGCUGGGCGAAAUGCGCGAUCGCGUGAUUGGGUGGACCCCGCUCACCGACCGAAUGUGCGUGUUGAGGGUUAAGGGCCGUUUCUUCAACAUCAGCAUCAUAAACGUGCACAGCCCGCACUCAGGAAGCGAAGAUGACGACAAGGACGCAUUUAACGAGCAGCUGAACUGGACGUACAAUAGCUGAACAUGACGUCAAAGUCGUUAUUGGAGAUUUUAACGCUCAGGUUGGCCAGGAGGAGGAAUUCAGACCAGUGAUAGGGAAGUUCAGCGCCCACGUACGCACGAACGAGAACGGCCUGCGACUGAUCGACUUCGCCACCUCCAAAAACAUGGCCG